CUUCGUAGUGCUGGUGAAGGCUAUACAGCUGUAUAUAUUUCCUGAGAGCGCACUAACCCUCAUUUACAUACAGUUCCGGUUUACUCAGCCACAACCACUUUCCACAAAGCAUACGAGCAGCAAAGGUAAGGCAAGGAGGGGUACGGGCCGCUGAUGCUGUGCUUACACAUUCAUUCCAGUGCUGUCCUUGCGAAGCCCCGCCCCUGUCUCCCUGACCGAGCCUGCAUCACUUAUUCAUUUCCCUCAGCCUCCGUCUCCAUCCCAUUCCCUCCCCUUUUCCCCUGAUUACCACCCUUCCCCCAGGGACCAUUCUCUCCUUGCCCACCCCCUGGCACGCACACUGCCCUCUAAUUGUCUUGUUGUGACGUCACUUUGGUUGAUACCCGGUCUGUCUUUCUCCUCGCGACGUUAAGCAGCGCGCGCUAUCAGUCGCUCUUAGCACGCGGCGGUGUGGGGAGGUAGCUCCACGGACGCUGGAUCAUUGACGAAAUUGCCGAUGCUUCCUGUGACGAGCGCCAGUCGAAAGUUUUGAUUACCUGUCACUUUCCUCCAGGAUUGCUCACCCAUUUCUCUCCUCUCGUGUAUGGAGGGAGAUAGGCGGCUUACAAGUGAUUGUGCCCGGAUGUUCUAGACAAGGAGGAGUCAGACUGAGUGCCUGACAUCACGCCUACGACAGACUGACUUGAGGAAGGAUGCUGCAUCAGCGCGGGUGUUCGCUGCAAUGAUUGGCUGGCGUCAAGGAGGACGUCAUCAGAGCUGACGUUGCCAGGCAUGCACCGUCAGGUUGUGGGAUCGACCCUUUCUCGCUUUUCCCUGACCCCAGUUUCCUCUUUCCCUCGGCAGAAUGACGAAGCACAAUUCUUCAUCUGACAACUACGACACCAUCACCGACGCUAUCCCCAACGACACGAUGGAGCUAUACGAUUGGAUAGUGCCGUUGCCAUGGUGGCAUGUGACCACGUCUUCAUGGGGUCCGAUGUGGGGAGUGCACGUGUACGGGAUGGCUGCUUGCUACGCUCUCCUGACGGUGGCCAGCGCCGCGACGUACGCCCACUUCCGCCCCAAGACCAAGCGCCUGGGAGUUGUCCUCCCCUUGCUGACCUUCCUGGUGCUGGUGGGCGGCCUGCGAUUGGCCUUCUGCCUCACGCGUCCCUACGAUUUCAAGGAUACGUUGAUGGGAGCUCUCUCCCGUCUGCUCCUGCACCUGGUCUCACCUUUCCUGUGCGGUGCCUACGCGCUGACCCAAGCGAUGCUGUCCAAGAUAACCGGCCUGGCCAUCGGCAGCCGGCGAUUCAGAAACGCCUGGGUAGUGCUGCUGGGCGUGGCGGGGCUUGUCGUCUGCACGGUGACCACCCACGGAGUUGUGCUUUUCCACCGUCCCCUCCACAUCCUCUUGAUGGUCGACAGCGUGGUAUCUGUGGCUUGGCUCCUGUAUCUCAGUGUUAAGUUCACCUGCAGCGGGUUUCUUCUGAUGCAGUUCGCUCUUGAUGCCGAGGUGGCAAGAAAAUGCCUUCUGGCCACCAGAGACAGGAGACGGAAUCGCGAACUCUCGGCUGGUGCUUCCAGCACCGGAUGUCUGAACUUCCUCUGCGACCUUAUCUUCAAGCGCGACCGCGCUAAAGGCUGUCGUCGAUACCAAAAUGUCAGCGGCGACGAAUGUCAGACCAGACCAACGUUCACCCUCCCUCCUUCCCCAGCACCAAGUCUGUCUGGGAUAUCACCAGAGUACCCCUUAGAUGGCUGGGAUACGUUAUUCGAAUAUUCUUCACCCGACACGGAAUUUUGUUUCCAGGACUGUGGUUCUUCGAACGGAGCUCUCACAGACGAGCCAGUGUACAGAAGUAUAAGGCGAUGCAAAAGGCUGUCCCUCCCGACCGAAAAGGGCAACAGCCAAUAUGUGUUUGGCGGCGAGUCGACUGAAAAUACCAGGGCACCUUUCCUUUUAAGGAAAUUUUCAUUAGCUAAUUUUGUUAAUGAGCAAAAACCACCGAGCUAUGUCACAGGCACUCAAGUUUGCAGGAGGCAACGCAAUUUACGAGGAGUUAUGCGGGAAACAAAAUCCUCGAAGAGGAAGUUCGAAACGAGGAGUGGAAGACAAUGUUCUGACAGUUCGGAGCCAGAUAUGAGUAACUCAGACUCAGAUUCUUGCCAGGUGAGCUGUCAUCACCACUGCUACCAAACUCGCCAAGCUUGUGAGAAAGAAAAAAACGAUCCACAAAACUUGCUGGUGCGUUCACGGGAGAUGACAGGUUACUGUGACAGGAGCACCAGCAGCCUUCACGACGAGUUCUGUAAUGAGUGUAAAGUCUACCGUGUAAACUCAUCAGAGUGCAACGUCAGAGCAGUCAGAGAUGAUGUUCCUUUUGAAGCAUCUUUCAAAGCCCGGAAAGAAUGUGAGAAAAAUAGCGGCAGAGGAAUCGAGCCACAGGAUUCUCGACCACAGGGACACAAUAUUUCUUUGACAGAUGCGAGAAAGACACACAGUGCUCGGCAAAGCCUCGGUAGCAAGGAACGGUGCAGAACAGACAUGUUUUGUUUAACAGAAGGACAUGACAGAAGUAUUUUACAUGAAAACGUCUCUGGCACUAUCACAACACAGAAUCCAGCUGACGUUGUCAGAAAAUCAAAAACCCUCGGCAAAGUUGACAAAGGACAGAGAAUGAUCGUAAAAAAGCUUUGCGAGCCAGAGAGCCCUCGAGGCUUCCCGUUCACAUGGAAAUGUCACGGAUCCAUUAACACAAAGCGGAUGGGGGAGUGUGCACCUGUCCAGGAUGGCAAAAGGCCACGUCACGCUCAUGGCAGGGAUAUGGUGCUCAGAAUAUUGAGACUGUUUCUCAAGAGGUGGAGAGGUCACGUUUCCGAUAGACCAGGCCUUCCAGUCCGCCAUCUCGCCCCUAGAGAGCGCUGCAGGCAAGUUGGACCGGAUGCGGGAUCAGCAACCAGCAACGAUGAUAACGACGACUCGACAUCAUCCUGCGAAGGGGAUGCUGGGUAUUUGGCUGACAACGAGCACACGCAAUCGCCUCUCAUCUCGAUGAAAAAGGAGAUGAGACAGGUGACGGCACUCUCUGCACUCGGUAAUCAAUGCCCCAGACCGCGAUACCAGGUUAAUUUCUUCCGCAAAAUGUCGACAGGUAGAGGUAAAUUCCGAGAACAACAACGAACUGGAGUUGUGUUUCAGGAGGAGAGAGGGACAUCAGAGAAGAGCACAGACUACAUGCUGUACAGCUUGUCAGCCACUGGCCUGGCGAAUCACCCAGGAUGCCUCUUACAUUCCGAAACAUCCUUUACUUUUCUACCUCCUUUACCUUCUUCUCCUUUGAACAGCAGAGGCCCAAGGGAAUUAAAAACUCCAGGUACCAGUGGUGCAGGAGGUUUUUCUUAUUCUCCCUCCGCUGCCCAGGAGGACGCAGUAGGUCAGGAUGGAACAUUUUCUUCCGACCAUCGAGACCCACCCCGAGGUCAGCAGCAAUACCCCAUCUUCACAGAAAGUUCGGAUUCGUUAGAACUGUGCUGGAACGUUCUGACGGGACGGCUGUCGCAAAAGUCCAGUGAGGAACAUGGCAGCAGAUCGCCAAAGGCUUCCGGAACAAAUCCGCCCGCGCAUGCACAGAGCUCUACUUGCGUGGGGCUUCUCCGAAUCCGGCAAGCAGGCAUGCUGAGAAGAAGCGUGCAGGGGAUGUACCUGCUGACCUUCGUCAACCUGUUUGCGUGUUUGCUCAAUCUGUACAGCACGUUUGGUCGCUACGGUGUCUUGUGGAGUCGCAGCACGACCAUUGCCCCAGAACCUUGGUCCUGGCUGGCGUUCCAGACCCUUCUGAGACUUACUGAAGUUACCAUGAGUUACUUAACGCUCGCCAUCGUCUUCAACAUUCUCCGCCAUCACAAGCGACGUUGGAAGUGAUGUCAGAUGACGAAGAAAAACAAGAUGAAGUGUAGUCUAGACAAAACCAGAUUUCCACAGCAGCUGUGAUAAAGUUUCUACUGUUUAUAUUUUCCACCAAAGGUUCGAAACACAAACUGCAAGGUAGGCUAUGAGCAGCCUUAUAUACACCUGUAUGCCAAAGGUGAGGACGGGGCAUUGGACACUAACAAUCUGUUGAUAUGCAGCAUCUUAAAUUCUUCUAUUCCUUGCUUUAUAACUAGAAUAAACAUGCUAAUAAUUUAAUUUUAACAUAAUUUAUUUAGAAGAGUGGGCUAAUCUAGAGGUUCGUAAGCACACCUUCAAGUCAGCACGUCACCCUGGUCAGUGACCGAAAAUCUUCCCUGCCCACCCCGAAAAAAAUAUAUCAGGGGAGGGAAGAGCAAGUCCAACUGCCGGCCAGAGACGUGCGAAUCACUUAGUCAUCACCCCUUCAGCCCACUCAAAAUGUCAAUAAAUAAUAAUAAAAGUAUGGAUGCCAUUAUAUUUUAUUUCAAUAACUGAAUUUUGUGUCACAUACUGGAACUUCAGUCGGUUAUAUUCACUUUUUAUCAGAAAAUCCUUGCAUAAAAACAUUAAAUAAACUUAAUCUUGGCUAGUCACUGAUGUCUAGUUUAAUCAAGUUAACCGAGUAAAACAUUUCUACAUGUAGUAUCAUGCUACUGGAGAAAUGUUUUUAUGGGAUGAACGCAAUGGGUCUCUCUACAGAUAAAUAAAAUGAGAAAAACAUUUCUGCUACAAAACAGUGAUCUAUCCAAUGCAGUUCACUGCAGUCCAUUUUUUUUUUCUUUUGAACAAUUCUACUUAAUUAUGCCAAGUUGUACUUUCCUUGGUUUUC
This is a messenger RNA of Pomacea canaliculata, 4760 nucleotides long. RefSeq lists its product as uncharacterized. The coding region runs from base 845 to 3904 and encodes 1019 amino acids. The transcript has 3 exons. Lineage: Eukaryota; Metazoa; Mollusca; Gastropoda; Architaenioglossa; Ampullariidae. The record is from RefSeq and is a predicted model, not a curated record.